GUUCGAAUCGCACUCGUGUCGUUGUUUUGUUGGGCUCUUUUUCGUUAUCUUCACGCUAAUACAUUGCCGCGGGAAAGAGACUGGCCGUCAUUCAGUAAAACCAGCCAGUUUGUCAUCUCUUGAGGAUCCCCCUCUCGCUCCCAGUUCCCUCCGGCCCACGAUGUGGCACUCAAUCCUCCUGUGCUGCGCCUUGGCCGCCUUCUCGGUCUCAGCAGUGAUGGCCCAGAGCUCGGGAACGGCAUCCAAGCCGACUCCGGCCCCGACACCCACUGCUUUCGCUGACCACACGCGCGUACUGACGGGAGGCACCAUCGCCGGCAUCGUCGUGGGCGGCAUCUUUUUCGUCCUUUUCGUGGGGAGCGCGAUCGUGUGCGGAUGGGCGCAUUGGAAGUCCACUGCGCGCCGGCCCGUGGGAGACUCGGAGGAGGGUGCGGCUGGUGGGAAGGUGGAGGCUGAGCCCUCUGAUGAUGUCAAAGCGCCACCGCGGCUCCGGUGAUUCGAACCGAGCAGGUUUUAGACAUGUGUUACUGGAGUGACUCGCUUCGAACGCGGUGCAAUAUACGAUGCGAAUGAGCGAUCGCUUGAGGUUCUCGCACUUUGAGACCGAUUUUGGUGCUGGGACCUCGCUUUUGCGACCCAGCCGCCUCUCAUCCUAUCUUCGUGCCGGAUCGGUAGGUUUCCGGAGACUUGAGACGAGGCUGCCAUGAGUGAUGAUCCAUUGUCGGUUGAGUGUAAGAUUUUGAGAACCUGACAUCGUGUGGCUGUGAUCAUCACCAAGUGGUCGAUUGUGCAUCCUGGUGGAAAAAAG
This is a messenger RNA of Mycena citricolor, 808 nucleotides long. Lineage: Eukaryota; Fungi; Basidiomycota; Agaricomycetes; Agaricales; Mycenaceae. The record is from the annotation of a GenBank genome assembly.